CCCUCAUGGGCUCUUCUGGCCCCUGAAACUCCUUCCUGGAGAGCUGGAGUUGCCUGGGAAGGUGUUCUCCACUACUGGACCCUUACAGGAAGUCACAUAUGCCCAGCUGGGACAUAGCUCCAGCUGAUGCCCCGGAGAGGCCAUCCAUCUCAGGAGAGGCUUUGGGCCUUGCCCCCCACCCCCAUGGCACAUGGGCCAGAACCUGAAGCUGAGGGACUGUUGGACCUCAGCUUCCUGACAGAGGAGGAGCAGGAGGCCAUCACCGACGUCCUCAAACGAGAUGCCCGUCUGCGCCAGCUGGAAGAGGGACGGGUCAGCAAGCUCAGGGCUUCACUGGCAGACCCUGGGCAGCUGAAGAUCCUGACUGGGGACUGGUUCCAGGAAGCACGCUCCCAGCGGCAUCACCACACCCAUUUUGGUUCCGACCUUGUCAGAGCCUCUAUCCGCAGGAAGAAGAGCUCCAGGGGAGACCAGGCUCUGGGAAGUGACGGUGAGGCAGAGGCUUUUGAGAAAGACACUGAAGAGCCAGAGGCCAGGAUCCCCACAGAGGUGACUGCUCAGAAGAGGCACAGUGUGAGCCAAGGACCUGAUUUCCCUUCACCAUAUGCACCCUCAAAGACUUCAGAUCAUGAGAAGCCCCAGGGCCAGGAAGCCCCUGGCCCAGGGCGCGUGCAGGUGGCGGAGGCGGACCCAGAGCUGGACCCUGUCCAGCGGGCGGAGCCGGAGCCACAGCCCCCGCCAGCCCAGAUCGAGGUGACCUCCGAGAUCCUGGAGAACGGGGAGGAGACCCCGGGGCUCGACCCCUCCCUCGACCGCAUGCUCAGCACCAGCUCCUCCGUGUCCAGCCUCAACUCCUCCACGCUGAGCGGCAGCCUGAUGAGCCUGUCCGGGGAGGUGGAGGCAGGCGGGGUGCUGGUGCGGGGCGCCGUGCACUUCGCGCUGAGCUACGAGCCGGGCGCUGCGGAGCUGCGUGUGCACGUUAUCCAGUGCCAGGGCCUGGCCGCAGCCCGGCGUCGCCGCUCGGAUCCCUACGUGAAAAGCUACCUCCUUCCGGAUAAGCAGAACAAACGCAAGACAUCGGUGAAGAAACGGAAUCUGAAUCCGAUCUUCAACGAGACUCUCCGGCACUCCAUCCCGAAGGCCGAGCUCCCCGGCCGCGUGCUGAGCCUGUCCGUGUGGCACCGCGAAAGUCUGGGUCGCAACAUCUUUCUGGGUGAAGUUGAAGUGCCCCUGGACACGUGGAACUGGGACUCCGAGGCUACCUGGCUUCCCCUGCAACCCCGGGUUCCCCCUUCUCUGGAUGAGCUUCCCAGCCGUGGACUGCUCUCUCUAUCCCUCAAGUAUGUCCCUGCCGGAUCAGAGGGAGGGGGACAGCCUGUGAGUGGAGAGCUGCACUUCUGGGUGAAGGAAGCUCAGGACCUUGUGCCACUACGCUCUGGAUCCCUGGACACUUACAUACAAUGCUCGGUGCUGCCUGAUGACAGCAGAGCCAGCCGGCAACGUACAAGAGUGGUUCGACGUAGCCUCAGCCCUGUGUUCAAUCAUACUAUGGUUUAUGAUGGCUUUGGGCCUGCUGACCUGCGCCAGGCCUGUGCUGAGCUCUCCCUGUGGGACCAUGGAGCCCUGGCCAAUCGCCAGCUGGGGGGCACACGCCUCAGCCUGGGUACAGGCAGCAGCUAUGGGCUCCAGGUACCCUGGAUGGAUUCCACACCCGAAGAGAAGCAGCUGUGGCAGACACUCCUGGAGAGGCCAUGUGAGUGGGUGGAUGGCCUUCUACCCCUCAGAACAAACCUGGUCCCCAGAGCGUAGCCCUACCAAACCCCUCCUUGGACCACUCCCAGAGCACACCCAUGGCUGAAAUCAAUAAAGUCUAUUCAAAGGCA
Nannospalax galili (Upper Galilee mountains blind mole rat) is the source of this 1883-nucleotide messenger RNA. RefSeq names its product synaptotagmin like 1 (gene Sytl1). Gene Ontology annotation, cellular component: plasma membrane; exocytic vesicle. NCBI's taxonomy places the organism in Eukaryota, Metazoa, Chordata, Mammalia, Rodentia, Spalacidae. The record is from RefSeq and is a predicted model, not a curated record. The transcript is spliced from 15 exons. Gene Ontology annotation, biological process: exocytosis; intracellular protein transport. Bases 127 to 1809 code for a protein of 560 amino acids. Gene Ontology annotation, molecular function: small GTPase binding; neurexin family protein binding.